CCACAAUGAUUAUUAACAAAGAUUUGUGUGAAUUGACAACUUCAACUGACCUUUCCAAAACCCCCUCCCCCCAAAAUUAAAUUAGGGUUUCAGAUUUCAUAUAGAUUUCGGAGAAAUUAUUUUCCAAAUUGGGGAGUUUAAUCAGAAGUUUCUUCCAAUCUUUGACGAAAAUGUUCAAUGCAUUCAUCGGAAUGGCUGGAAUUGCUAUGGUGAUCUAUAGUUUAUGGAUGAUUCGAGUUUGGAAUAAGCAUACGAGUCGAUAUCCAUUCGACGAUUCGGACUAUCCAGUUCCUUGGUUUGAUCACUCUCGCAAUCUCUACCGGAUAUAUUUUUCUGAAUUUUUCGCAAUUUAUAACACAUGUGCUCAUACCAUUACAUUGUCAUGGUUCAUCUAUACCUUUCUAGGGCUCGGUCUUACCUUUUGUGUGAUUACAUGCUCGGGUUAUAUUGCUGCAGAGACUAUGAAUGGGUGCUGUUUAUAUCUAUACAUAAUGUGUAUGUUCUUACUACUUGUGCUGGAAGGUGUUAUAACAACAGAUGUGUUCCUGAAUCGUAACUGGGAGCAGGACUUCCCAAAAGAUGCAACCGGAAAUUUGCACGAGUUGAAAGUUUUUAUAGGCCAAAAUUUUGAUUUCUGCAAAUAGAUUGGCCUGUCAAUUCUUGUAGCACAGGGACUGUCAUUUCUGUUGGCUAUGGUGCUGAAAACUCUGGGCCCGCAUACGGAUAGAUACUAUGACAGUGAUGAGGAGUCUUAUGCCGCUUCUAGGCGUCCUCUUUUGAGAAACUCUGCUGAUCCGCCUCAUAUUGUUGUUGACCCUCGCUAUGUGCCUAAGAAGUGACCCAAAACUUGUGUUUAAUCAUGUGGCAAGUCAAAUCACUUUAAGCGUGAUGGACAAUGCUCUUUAACUUUGAUAUUGAAUGAUUGAAUUUCACGAUCAAGAUUUUGUAAGAGUGUCUGCUUGUCUGCUUUGGAUGUUUCAUAUCUCGUUUAUAAAGAACGACGAAUGGUUCAUGGAGUACAUUUUGAAUAUGUGCCUAGUGAAUGUAAAUUAAUGUAUAUUUAUUCAUCCCAGGUCAUCAUUGUAGUUUUAUGAAAGUUGCAUGUAAAUUUUGCUGUUCUCCCUUUCUAAUAUGAUUGUCAAAAUAUCCUAAGAUUUCGACAUUCCAUACAUAUGCUGAAAGUAUAAGAGAGGAUCAGCUAACACUGUACAGUAUUGCCUUAUGGCAACGGAUUGUAACACAAAAGAUGUGAAAGCAAGUAUAAUUUUGGUUAGCAGUGAGCU
Spinacia oleracea (spinach) is the source of this 1283-nucleotide messenger RNA. RefSeq names its product tetraspanin-19. Gene Ontology annotation, cellular component: membrane. NCBI's taxonomy places the organism in Eukaryota, Viridiplantae, Streptophyta, Magnoliopsida, Caryophyllales, Amaranthaceae. The record is from RefSeq and is a predicted model, not a curated record. The transcript is spliced from 6 exons.